GAGAGCAGAACUGAUCGGGUCAGAACCAGACCAGUCUCACCCCUGCUGCUCAGUGUCCCAGUGUGUCUCAGCGACGGCACCACUGAUCGGGUCAGAACCAGACCAGUCUCACCCCUGGUGUACUGUGUCCCAGUGUGUCUCAGAGACGGCACCACUGAUCGGGUCAGAACCCCUGCUGUCAGUGCUUUCAAGAGCCUAGUGAAGCCUGCGGGUCUGGAGGUGGACUGCACUGUCACACAGCUUUAUAAAGAGCUGGGCAGGACUGCUGGACUCGACUAAUUGGACUUUACGGUUUGACGUUUCCUCAGACUGUUUGUAGGUAAAUUGAAAGCUUCCGAACUGAGAACACCUCGGAGAGGAGUGGUGAGUGAACCCGGGGCUUCGUGAGUCAGCUGGAGCAGGAGCUGGCCGAGGCUGGGGCCAGGGGAAGCUCUGAUCUCUAAACUCUGCCUGGUGAUGGAGGGGCGGGCUUGUCCCCAAACUGUCGGCGCUGCUGGGACAGCGGACUGAUGCUGCGCGUCUUCUGUGAGGGAGACGCUGUCGAAAUCUGAAUUUCUCUCUCCCAGCGGACAGGGAUCACAGGCAGGAUGUGCAGGCUCGAGCUCGCCCCCCUGUGGCGGAAGACCGCCCUGCAGGAAUGCCUCGCCGCCGCAGGAACCUCAACGCCCGAGUGACAGCACAGCGGCGUGCUCAGCGAGACGCGCCUGACCUGGAGGACAGCAACGGGGAGGAGCAGGACCUGGAGGAGCAUCCUCAGCUCCUGGGUGCGGAGAAGGUGGGGGCGAAGAAGCAGAGGAAGCUGGAGGAGAAGCAGGCCAGGAGAGCGCAGAGAGAGGCUGAACUGGAGGACCGGGAGGAGCGGAAACGAACCCAGCAGCUGAGAGAGGAAGAGAGGAGGAGGGAGGAGGAGAGAGAGAGACUGGAGGAGCAGAGGAAGGCGGAGGAGGAGCAGCGAACGCGGGAGGAACAGGAGCGUCGGGAACAUGAGGAGUACCUGAAGCUGAAGGAGACCUUCACCGUGGAGGAGCAGGGCCUGACAGAUACGCUCACUGAGCAGGAGACUCAUAGCCUGCUGCAGGAGUUUAUCGAGUACAUCAAGAAUGCAAAGGUGGUUUUGUUGGAAGACCUGGCCUCUCAUUUUGGGAUGCGCACACAGGAUGCCAUCUCCAGGCUACAGGACCUUAUUGCAGACGGCUCUCUAACAGGGGUGAUAGAUGACCGAGGGAAGUUUAUCUACAUCACGCCAGCAGAGCUGUCGGCAGUGGCUCGGUUCAUCAAGCAGCGCGGGCGUGUGUCCAUCGCGGAGCUUGCCCAGGCCAGCAACUCCCUCAUCAGGCUCGCGCCCGAGACCCCCCUCACAGCCUGAGGCCCCCUGUCGGAGCCAGCGGCGGUCCCCACCAGACUGCUUCCAUGUUCUGUGCUAAUGUGUGUUUCAAUAAAUGCAGAAUAUUUAUCUUUUCUCAGA
Messenger RNA from Lepisosteus oculatus (spotted gar), 1465 nucleotides. The record is from RefSeq and is a predicted model, not a curated record. NCBI's taxonomy places the organism in Eukaryota, Metazoa, Chordata, Actinopteri, Semionotiformes, Lepisosteidae.